This is a messenger RNA of Fonsecaea erecta, 789 nucleotides long. RefSeq lists its product as hypothetical. The record is from RefSeq and is a predicted model, not a curated record. Gene Ontology annotation, molecular function: protein binding. Lineage: Eukaryota; Fungi; Ascomycota; Eurotiomycetes; Chaetothyriales; Herpotrichiellaceae. The coding region runs from base 1 to 789 and encodes 262 amino acids. The transcript is spliced from 3 exons.
AUGGCGACGCUGGCUUCGUCUCUGCGUCUGCUGCUGGCUCUGUUGACGGCACAAACGGUGGCCCAGGCUCCGGCAGACCCGCUCGCCAACUUCUGCAGGAGGUAUGGCCACCAGACUGCGGUGAUAGACCGGAAGCUGUACAUUGACGGUGGUUGGCUAUAUGCGAACCCCAUUUCACAGAAUCCCAUCCCCACAAUGAAUGAAGGCCUCCUGUUCUGCGAUUUGAACGAGUCAUACGAAACCAUGCCGCCGGAAUAUGCUAACCUGACCAAGAACUCGUCGGUACCGGACGUUGCAGGAGGCACACUGUGGCAAGAUGAGGUCAACAAGGUCUUCUGGCUGUACGGCGGCGAGUUCGCGACGGCGCCGUCGGCGUUUGAACUUUGGGGUUACGACGUGAUCUUGAACCAGUGGAAUCUGUCGUCCCCGAUCCAAGGGUCGACCGCGCCGAUACAGAGAGUGUCGUACGGGGCCGGGGUAGCGAGCAGUGAUAUUGGCAUGGGCUUCUACUACGGAGGCUAUCUCAAUAACCUGACGAACCCUCUCUGGGAGGGCCCUCCGAUGGCAACGAGCAACCUGAUCAUCUACGACAUGGAUCAAAACACUCUGACCAACAACACUGGGUACGAUAAUAUCGGCCGAGCCGAGGGGAUCAUGGUGUAUAUUCCUGCAUCCAUGUCUGGUCUGCUUGUGUAUUUCGGAGGAGUGAGCUUCCCAUAUGGCAACGAAACUGAGGUCCCGGCGCCCAUGGACACCAUCAUGAUAUACGACAUUUCAGACGGCAAGUAG